AUGGCACGCCCAUCUGUCGGAUGCCGUCCGCACUUCGGACGGCAGGUUCGUUAUGUUGAAGUUGCUCAAUUCCAGUCUUCGAACCCCUCAGAAGCUGAGGUAGGUAGAUACGAGGCUGAGAUAGGCCAAAAGUUCUCGUCAGAACCGCUGGCAGCCGAUCCUAGCAACCGCUGCGUCCCGAUAUACGAUGUCCUAUAUCCUCCCAACGAAUGA
Coniophora puteana RWD-64-598 SS2 is the source of this 213-nucleotide messenger RNA. RefSeq lists its product as uncharacterized. Bases 1 to 213 code for a protein of 70 amino acids. Lineage: Eukaryota; Fungi; Basidiomycota; Agaricomycetes; Boletales; Coniophoraceae. The transcript has 2 exons. The record is from RefSeq and is a predicted model, not a curated record.